Molecule: messenger RNA, 1293 nt
Organism: Micromonas commoda
Lineage: Eukaryota; Viridiplantae; Chlorophyta; Mamiellophyceae; Mamiellales; Mamiellaceae
Gene: SPO11
Product: type II DNA topoisomerase VI subunit A 1
Exons: 1
Coding region: 1-1293 (430 amino acids)
Biological process (GO): meiotic DNA double-strand break processing; reciprocal meiotic recombination; meiotic DNA double-strand break formation
Cellular component (GO): nuclear chromosome
Molecular function (GO): DNA binding; ATP binding; DNA topoisomerase type II (double strand cut, ATP-hydrolyzing) activity
Source: RefSeq, a predicted model, not a curated record
AUGCUCGCCGCCACCGACGGACCUCUGCUCGGCGUCAACGCGUGGGGCGAUGAAGAUCCCGAGCCGACGGAUGAACCCGAGGCCUUCAUCGACGGGUGCGACGAGCUCGCCACGCCCGAGGAGGUGCUCACGAAGCUGGAAAAACUCGCAGCCGACUUGGUCCUCGCCACCCUCCGCAGCGACCCCCCCGCGACCCCCGUCCCUGCCGCCGCGAUAUCCUUCACCGUCGCCAACGUGCGACGCGACGGCGCGGUGCUCGUCUCGAGCGACGGACCCCUGGCUGCGCACCGCGUUCCCCUUUCGGCCACGACGACCCUCUCCCUUCGUGACCCAAACAAGCGCAGGGCGGAGCGCUACGCCAGGAUCUGGACAAUGUUAGCGUCGUCGCACGCGCACCUCCGCAGGAACGAGAAGGUGACGCAGCGCGGACUCUACUACCUGAUGAGUUCCGGCGCGCACACCAGCUCGCUCUUCCCCGAUCCGGCGACGGUCAACUCCGCGUUGCUCGACUCCGUCUCGCUCGUCGCCGUCAGCAGGCGGUCCCUGGGGGUGGUCGCUGCGCCUCGGGGCGAGGUGGGCGGAGCGAUGUCCAUCCGCGAGGGCGAGGACGCGCCCUGGCGCAGCCUCUGGGACGAGUCGCGUCAAAUCUCCGGCGAUAUCGCGGCCAUCGCCAGGUGGGAGUUCCGCGGAGACUUCCGCUACGUGUUGGUAGUCGAGAAACAUUCCGUGUUCCAUCGGCUUUUCGCGGAGGAGCGGGUGCACACGCGCCUGCCCUGCGUCGUGGUCACCGCGAAGGGUUUCCCGGACCUCGCGACCCGAGCGUUCCUCAAGCGGCUGCAACUCACGCACCCGCACGUGCCGUUCCUCGGGUUGGUCGACUGGAACCCCAGCGGCGUGCUGAUCCUCGGAACCUACAGAGCCGGCGGGAGGACGUCUUCGGCUGUGUUGGAGUCCAGCAGGUACGCGCUCGAGCUCAAGUGGCUCGGCGUGAGGUCCGCGGACCUCGCGACGAACCCCGCGAGGAUUCCCCUGACGGAUCUGGACCGGGCCAAGGCCAGGACGAUGCUAAGAGCAGACGGGGCGAGGUUGGACGGCGACACAGCUGGCGACGAGUCCACCGACGCCUCGACCGAGCGCCUUCAAUCGGCGAGGGCGAGGGAGCUGACCGCGAUGUGCGCGACGGGAUUCAAGGCUGAGAUCGAGUCGCUGUGCCCCGGGAGCUGCGGCGGGGAGGGCAGGUCGCUGUCCGACUACGUGGUGGAGAAGAUCCUCCGCGGGGAUUACGCGGACUAA